This is a messenger RNA of Vespula pensylvanica (western yellowjacket), 1191 nucleotides long. It is a transcript of the gene Polr3H, whose product is annotated as DNA-directed RNA polymerase III subunit RPC8. The transcript has 5 exons. Lineage: Eukaryota; Metazoa; Arthropoda; Insecta; Hymenoptera; Vespidae. Gene Ontology annotation, cellular component: RNA polymerase III complex. Bases 274 to 888 code for a protein of 204 amino acids. Gene Ontology annotation, biological process: DNA-templated transcription; transcription initiation at RNA polymerase III promoter. The record is from RefSeq and is a predicted model, not a curated record. Gene Ontology annotation, molecular function: DNA binding; DNA-directed RNA polymerase activity.
AAAGGUGAAAAGUAACCUAUGAUUUCUAUCAUUUUGUUGUGAAUGAUGGGGAAAGUGUUGUGCUAGUUGAUUUUCUAAUAUGCUUUUUAAGGAUAAGAUAAGUUAUACAUAUGAAUUUAAUUUAAUAGAAGUAAAUUUAAAAAAUUAACAUUUACAUAAUUUGUAUAAUUAUCGCAUAACGAAGAGAAAAUCGUGAUUUAUAUUUAAUAUAUAAAUCUAACCUAUCAUUUUGCGCUUCGUCGAAUUGAGUGUAAAUAAACAAAUUUCUAAGAUAUGUUUGUACUUGCGGAACUUAAAGAUACCGUCAGAAUACCACCAUGGAAAUUUAAACGAAAACUGAAUGAUGCAAUCACCGAUGAAUUAAAUAGGAAAUUAGCUAAUAAGGUAUAUUUAAACGUGGGUCUUUGCAUCGCAUUGCAUGACAUAACAAAAAUAGAAGAAUCGUAUAUUUUUCCAGGAGAUGGUUCUUCGCAUACAAAAGUAUUAUUUAGGUUCAUAGUUUUCCGUCCUUUUAUGGAGGAGAUUCUAAUAGGAAAAAUACGUAGUUGUAGCGUCGAUGGAGUUCAUGUAACAUUAGGAUUUUUCGAGGAUAUAGUCAUUCCACCUCACAAAUUACAGCAUCCUUCUCGAUUUGAUCAAGCGGAACAAGCAUGGAUUUGGGAAUACGAUACCGGGGAUGGAGAAAAACAUGAUCUUUUUAUGGAUGCAGGCGAGAUCAUUAGAUUCCGCGUGGUCAGUGAAACCUUUACAGAAACAUUACCAUCAGGUCCUAACAUUUCUAAUGAAACUGUUGAAAAACCUGAAGCUAGCAAUAUAUCUCCUUAUACUCUGGGUGGUGCUAUAGACGAGCCUGGUCUUGGUUUACUUACUUGGUGGGAAAAUGCAUAGAAGCCUGUGAAAAUGCAGUGAAUAUUUUCAGACUUAUUAAAUGCAGCAUUUAAAAGUACUGAAUCUUCAUCAAUAAAUUUAUAUUUCACAGCACAUCUCAAUGUAUCAUAGAAUGUUACAUCUGUGACCUGCAUCACAAAGUGACAUAUUUUCCAAUACAAUUUUUUUAUGUGCAGGUAUGUUUACGCUUAGUUUUGAUUGAUAACAGAAUUAGUAAGAAUAAUUUGUACAAUAUAUACAAAGAUGUUGUGUACUAAACACGUGAUAACACACGCAAAAAUAAUUACAAUAUUAUAGAAAACA